Molecule: messenger RNA, 1551 nt
Organism: Colletotrichum spaethianum
Lineage: Eukaryota; Fungi; Ascomycota; Sordariomycetes; Glomerellales; Glomerellaceae
Product: cocaine esterase
Exons: 5
Coding region: 1-1551 (516 amino acids)
Source: RefSeq, a predicted model, not a curated record
AUGGGUAAUCAUCGCCAAUCAUUGUUCGCUCAAGUUCUCCUCUCCUCCACAUUCUUUCUCGGAGCAUUUGGCCUGCCGGCCUCAAAUGCCGGCCCAAGUGUAACUAUAUCAUCUGGCGUCAUUAUAGGCACCACAGCUCAGCCAGCAAGCCAAGCUGGAUCAACAGGCUACGCCAAUGCGUACUUGGGAGUUCCAUUCGCCAAGUCGCCUCCGGAACGGUUCUCCCCACCCGAGUCAGCGCCUUCAUGGUCAACUCCACUACCUGCCCAGGCAUUUCGGCCAGCAUGCAUCCAGCAGUUCACUGAUAGUGGAAACGCGCAAGUCUUGCAGAAGCAAUACUUCGGCAACCCCACUGGACCUCUACCUGAAGAGAGUGAGGACUGCUUGUACCUGAACGUCUUCGCACCUCCCAGCGCAUCAUCUUCUAACAAGAAGGCUGUCAUGUUCUGGCUAUUUCCUGGAAACUUGCAAUUUGGAACCGCCAGUCUACCAAUCUAUGAUGGAAGUUCACUUGCCAUCGCUCAGGACGUGGUCGUUGUGACGAUCAACUACCGAACGAACAUUUUUGGGUUCUCCAACUCGCCCGAGGUUGCAACUGGGUCUCAAAACUCGGGUUACUUGGACCAGCGCUUCGCUCUGCAGUGGGUGCAAGACAACAUCGUUAACUUCGGCGGAGACCCCUCGCGUGUAACCAUUUUUGGCGAGUCCGCCGGGCUUCUUGCGAGCCCGCCAAGCCCGCUGCCGUUCUCGGCUGCUAUCAUGCAAUCGCAGCAAUCCCUUCUCAUAGGCUCCGGAUCGGACAGCUAUAAGAAAGUUUUGCAGCAGUUCAAGUGCCAGAGCGAGUCUUCACCCAUUGCAUGCCUGCGAAAGGUACCAGCUGCAGAUAUCAAAGCGUAUAUCGAAUCGGCAGCGCUGGUGUUCCCUCCAGUCAACGGCGAUGGUACCUCGGUCAGUGAUGUUCGGGGUAGUAUCACUUCCAAGAAGUGGCCCAAGAUUCCCGUUUUGAUUGGGACUACACUCAACGAAGCUCGUGUCUUCCUUGCCGUUGAGACCGCAGGGGAUGGGACUUCUGCCAUGGACGCUACGAUGUCCAAGAUUGGAGUCACCUCAACUAACACCAAGAACUCGAUCCUUGCUCAAUACUCUGCGAAAGGCAUGACCGAUAUUUUCCUUGCUUCGAACGGCUACACUGCCUACCGGUACCGCUACGAUGCUUCAUUCCCCUCUACCAGCAUCUUCGCCAACUCUGGCGCGUACCACACGAGCGAAAUACCCUCAGUCUUCGGCACGUACCCUGAGUACAACAAGUUCGGCUCCGCAACCCAGCAGCAGAUCAAACUUAGCUCUUACAUGCAGGGCGUCUGGGGUGGCUUUGCGAAGAAGCCUACCGGCGGUGUUGGAUGGCCGAAGGUUGGAGGAGCUCUUGGCUUCGAGCUAGGUCUUUUGGGCGCAAGUGGAUCCAGCGGUGUAUCAGUAGUAGCGUCGCUUACGGCUGAUUAUCCUUGCCUUGCUUACUCGGCCCUCACAGACAUGGCUGGGCUGUCAUAUUAG